This is a messenger RNA of Folsomia candida, 2285 nucleotides long. RefSeq lists its product as uncharacterized. The record is from RefSeq and is a predicted model, not a curated record. The transcript is spliced from 6 exons. Lineage: Eukaryota; Metazoa; Arthropoda; Collembola; Entomobryomorpha; Isotomidae. The coding region runs from base 448 to 1557 and encodes 369 amino acids.
CAGAAACGUUCAACUUCACUCCAUGCCCACCACUUGUCCAUCGCAUGAGAUUUCUCCCAUCCUUCAAUUCAUCCUCAGAGUAUGUGUGCUUAGUGAAAGAAGUGAAAGUCAGGGGUCACACUCAAUUUAACAAUUUGACAGCCAAUAUCUUCCAAAACCUCACUGCGGCAAAGUGUAUAAACGGAGUCACCUUACACAUUUCACAUCAUAUUAACGAAACUUCAACUACUUGUCGGUCAAGUAGUGAGAAUCUGAGAAAAGUAGCCACCAAAGUCUAUAAAUACCUCCUAGAACUAUUACCACUCUAAAAUAUUGGCGCCUGCCGCCUUGAGUAAAAAGAAAGCAAUUAUUAAACUUUCACUCAUUGUGCAACAGUCCUGCGAAUGUAAAAGUACUUGAGACCUGUACAAGUAUCAGAGCAGCCUGCUGCAACGAAUUCUGAGGACGAUGUAUUCAUUCUGUGCUAUCAAGCAGAACACAUCGUCGCGCUUCAAAUUAUUGGUCCUCUUCCUGUUGAAUGUGACCGUCAGUCUCGGAGGUGAGGAGCAUGUCUCAAUUUCCCCGACUUCACAAACCGUGGUGUCAUCUCAUUUAGCAAGUCGACCAAGACACAUCAAUGUGACCCAGUCCUUCAUACAUCAACUGACAUUGUCAUCCCCUUCGUCAUCGCCUCCUGCUGCACUGCCCCCCGUCGUCCUUCCCGUUGCCUGGCCAAUUGCCCAUCCUGACACAAAACAACCAGACUAUGGGAACGACGACGACGAUGACGACGAAGAACCUACGUCUUCGUCCACUCCACCACCAAGUAGUAGCACUUCAUCCGGUCUGGACCAAGCAAGUUUGUUCAACCCAACACCACCAUCGUCGUCCUCUGCCAACAAUGCAUCUGCAACCCCCACAAAAAAACGGACCAACAGGAAAUUAUUCUGCUCUCGAACCUACGCGUAUCUUGACAAAUGUCUGGCACACAUACCCCCGAUACCAGACACUGGGAUUCCCUCGACAGCAUCGGCUGUGGAAGCGGCUUGCAGGGCCUUCAACCAAGGCAUGCUGUGUGUUGACGAGUGGACAAGCAAAUGUCUCCCAAAGGAUAAAAUUGCAAAAUUUAAGGCAUCCAUCAGUGGAGCUCAUGAGACAUUCACAUUUUUAUGUCGCGAUCACAAAUUUCGAAACGAAUUUUUGUCUCACGGAAAUUGUUACAAAAAAAUAAGUUACCAAUGGGAUGAAUGCAGCAAACACUUUAUCAACAGUAUGAAAAGAUUUCAUUCUGAAAAUUCCACCAUUCAGUGUUGCGUGCGUUUGUCGUUUCUGCAAUGUGUCUCUGAGAUAAGUCAUUACCACUGCAACAGAGAGGCAGCAAAAUUUUUGCAAAAAAUGGCUGAAACUCUUGUGAGAGCUACUAUGCGCACGCAUUUACCCCCCCACUGCUUGGGGAUCAACCAGCGAAACUGCUCCAUCCUCAGCUCUGCUCCUCCCACAUUCCCAAUCACAAUCUCAACAAUGAUCUCAACCAUUCUGUUUCAAAUUCACUACUGGAGCAGACGCGAUCAAGAGUGACAGCCAUGAUGACACCAAAAUGAUUAACAAAAAUGAGUUUUAUAUGAUAUAUUUUUACAAACACGAGAUGAACGUACAUAUUCAAAAAUGUUUGUGACAGGAGUUUCUACCAACAAACCCGGAAAGUGUGACCAGAUACAAAUCUAUGAUAUAAGAUUAAGGGAAAGUUUUGGUUUUUCGACAAGUUAUAUUAAACGGAGGAAAGUGACAAAAAUGCAGAAUACAUGAGGCAGCAAGUCGGAUAACGCUAAAUCAACUCAACUUAAGUACAUGUUACAUUUAUGUAAAUACAUACGUUAUAAAUAUUAACCAUCGAAAAGCAUGCUGCAUUUUCUUUGCCCAAUUACUAAUUAUACGUGAUGUACAUUUAAUUAAGGUAUCAUUUAUUUAACGUAAGUUCCCAAUUGAAUUAGUUAUAUAAUUACUCUUAAUGUAAGUAGAAGAAAUUCCACGUUAUAUUUAGCAUGCGACAUGUACAUACAUAAAUAUGUACAUACUGUAAGAAGCUGUGGAAUUUUUGUGAUUCAUAAAGUAUUUAUGACGUUAAAUAGUUUCUUUAAUGCAUUUAUUGAAUUACGAAUGACUUUAUUGAACCGUUUUGACGUAUGCGAUUAUUAGACUUGGAUAUAAUUUAUGAUUGAAUUGUAAUAUGGCGUUGUACGUAAAUAUUAUUGUGUAAGCGGAGCACAUGAAUGUCCUAGUUUCAUUAAAGAUAAUUUACCAAUUAA